This is a messenger RNA of Dalotia coriaria, 2640 nucleotides long. RefSeq lists its product as uncharacterized. The transcript is spliced from 2 exons. Lineage: Eukaryota; Metazoa; Arthropoda; Insecta; Coleoptera; Staphylinidae. Gene Ontology annotation, molecular function: ligand-gated monoatomic ion channel activity. Gene Ontology annotation, cellular component: membrane. The record is from RefSeq and is a predicted model, not a curated record. The coding region runs from base 783 to 2609 and encodes 608 amino acids.
UGUUACCAAACUCGUUGCCUUCCACUGUUGCCUGGCACUUAUUACGACGCUGGCCAGGCGUAUAAUAAUGUUUCCAUGUCGCCCUAAACAAACACAAACACAAUGGCCAAAAACAAAGCCAUAUUUUUGGCGUCGCUGCUCUUAUGCUCUUUAAUAAUUGACAUAACUGCGUCGCCUACCAAACCUGGAAUCCAAAAUGAGGCUCAAACUCGUCGGAGAAGUAAUAAUAAAAAUAACCAAGCCGAGCAUAGAGGAAGAGGAUUGUGUGCUCUGCCGGUGAUCGGCGGAGCAUUGGACAACAUACUCCAACCAUUUCGGCGUAUUCCCAUUAGCAAGCAAGUUGUUAAUAUGCUUUGUAACCAACGCAAAGGUGCAAGCAGUGCAAACGAAGUGUACGAGGAUAACACAUUCAAAAUCGUUGACGUGUAUUUCGACGAGUAAUUCACACGCACUGCGUUACAAAUGACAUGAAAACGCAAUAAAGCGUAAUAGUAAUAAUUGUCCAGGAUUUAUUAUUAUACUUUUUUAUUACUACCAAAAAAAUAUAUUAUAGUGUUGAGCAAACAAGGGAAAAAUGAAGUAGUUACAGUUUCAGCCAAAAAAAAGUUCUAACAAAGUAUCGUUAGUAAUAUAUCGUUUGAUUGUUAUAUUUACUCAAAAAAAAGCCAUUCAACGUCCAUCAAUGCAAUUAAUAUGUUGAUAUAUAACUAUUUUAUUUCAUUUUUGUCUCGUUCUGCAUUAUAUAAGCUUUGGUUAGUGAGCUUACAAGCUUAUAAGCGACAAUGUCUAAAUCACUUCUGUUCUAUUUUAUAAUCAGCUCACACAUUGAGUCGAAUUGCAUUCGAUUGUUGUUAAAACAUGCGCUGGCGGAUUCAAAAUGUACGAGGUUUAUUAUCGACGACAAGUUGUUGGUUCAAGAUCGUUUCCUCGUCCACAAUGUGCAUCACAUCAUUAUAUCGCAGAGACUUUUCGAAGAAAACAGUUAUUCAAAUCUGAGUUGCUGGACAACUCACUACGUCUUGGAAUCAAAUGAUCCUGCUGGUGUAUUACGUUUAUUUCCAUGUCAACGCGGUGUGAUUUUCUCGGAAAGGUUUGAGCCGUUCACUAGUAUAUUUCUAAUUCUUUUCGUCGAUAAAAACUCAACGAAAGCAUACGAAACGCUGAAGGAUACUUUAUUGUGCUUUUCGGAACUGCAUGCACAUUUUAUUCAAUUGUACGCGGGAUUUCCUGGUAAUUCUACACCAGAUAUUGUCAGUUUCUAUCGAGGAAGGACUGAUAAACUGAAUUCAUCCAUUUGUACGCAAAGUGAAUCUGAUACGGAUGUGAAUAUUGUGCCAAGAUUUAAAGAAGAAAGUUGGAGGUAUUGGAAGCCGAAUUUUACGAACGAAAGUAAUGUUUUUAUAGCGGGAUAUUUUCAUUAUCCUCCCUAUGUGUUCAUAGACAAGAAAAAUAAGGAUUACGCUGGUUUAGAUAAGUUUAUAGUGACAGAGGUGACGCGUGGAUGGCGUGUUGCCUAUAAACUAUACCCAGACAUGGCGUUUUCUCAAGUUGUACAGGAUAUUAUCACAAAUAAACUUCACACGUACCUCUGUGCUGCUUGGCAUAUUCGUGUGUCUUUUAAUGUAUCAGAUUCUUCGAUUCCGUAUACAGAAACAUGUGUAACAUUCAUGGUUCCAAAAAAAUCUGAACCAAUGAGUGCGUUCUUUUUAUUAUCCGCUAUGCCUUACAGUUUUGUUGUGAUUGCUAUCCUGGAGGCAGUUAUAACAGCUAUAAUUGUAUAUGUUUUUGAUAUUAUUUAUCGAAAAAUAGUAUUAAUACAGCAGGAUAAACAUCGUAGUAUCUCCAUGUUGGUAUUUUUAAAAUAUGGAGAUUUAUUAAUGAAUACAAAUAGACCUACACCAACAAAACUUGGGAUUAGAAUCGUCCAUGCUUCAUGGUUACUCACUGCUUUGCUAAUAACCAACGUAUAUUCAACAGGAAUAUCUUCAAACCUUACGGUUCCAAAGAAAAACGAAGGAAUACGCACUUUUAAAAAUGUUAUAGAACAUAACCUCAUUUGGGAGCACGACAGCAGUGGUUCUAAUGAGAUAUUUGAAGAAAGUCCAGAUGUGGCAUUGAAAAAAAUAGCAGAGACUUCAGUUCCAACAGGAACUAAUCUACCUGUACAGAGAAUAAUUCAAAACGUGAAUGUUUUGUAUCAGAAAUACGUUGAUGUUUACAUAGAUCACAGCUUAAACCAAGAGUUAUCCGAAGGUAAACUUGGUAAAGCUUUACUAAGAGAAUGUGCUGGUCUGUAUAAUUAUGUUUAUCCUUUGAACAAACGUUCAUCCUUCAAGAUGAUUAUCAAUAACAAGUUGUUUUCCAUGGUGGAAGCCGGUUUGAUUGAGUUUUGGACUCGGAUGUUGCAUAGAACAUUCAAAAAUACAAAAGAUUUUAAUAUAGGAAUUUUACGAGAUGUCAAAGAUGUUCAACAGCAGAGUAUAACAUUCACAGCGGUUCAAGGACUUUUAAUUCUGCUUGUGGUUUGUUAUUCAAUUUGUAUAAUGGUUUUUCUAGUCGAGUUGUUUACAUAUAAUUAUGAUCAGAAAGUUUUUGUGUUUCGAAAGUAAGAUUAUCAACAAUAAAUGUAUAUAAAUCAAA